This is a messenger RNA of Tripterygium wilfordii, 2929 nucleotides long. RefSeq names its product protein trichome birefringence-like 19. Gene Ontology annotation, molecular function: O-acetyltransferase activity. Gene Ontology annotation, cellular component: Golgi apparatus. Lineage: Eukaryota; Viridiplantae; Streptophyta; Magnoliopsida; Celastrales; Celastraceae. The transcript has 2 exons. The record is from RefSeq and is a predicted model, not a curated record. Bases 867 to 2171 code for a protein of 434 amino acids.
UUAUGCAUUUCAAUCCCUUUUUUUCCAGAUGAAGUCAUUGACAAACAUGUUGAACUAAAAAAAGUUAGUUCAAAAACCUGCCGACAAAAUAAUAAUAAUAAUCAUAAUAAUAAUAAUAAGAGGAAACCAUGCUCACUUUUAAUUGAACAAAGUUAUCCUACAUCAGUAUCUUCAUAUCACAUCAAAAAGGAUUUGGUGGCUCCCAAUCAAAAAUGUAAAUCCAUCUUCACUCCUAUGUUUUUAUCAUUUGAAAUUCAGUCACCAGAUGAAUCAAUAAUCAGAAUGUUUUUGGUAAUAAUAUAUGCCAAAAAUCAGCAUAUCAAAUAUAAUGAUUCCAUUCUAUUGUAAAAGCAAAGCAGACAUGUUUUUUUUAAUCUUCAAGCAUCAGUAGCUUUGCUCCAAAGCCACGCCAAUAAGACAAAGUGCAUAAUGUUUCAUCACUUUCAGCUCAAGAUACAUACCUUCAGACUCAAUUAUCAGGGGGUGGCUCUCAGCCUUAUGAUUGCUACAAGCAAUGGUCAACUGCAAAGACUAACUGAUUUAGUAUUCUAAACCUUGCAGAAAAGUUUGAUCUCCGCAGAACAACUCAAAUACAAAAGAAAGAAACAAAAUGUUUGAUAAGGUCAGGCUAGCUAGUCAGUCUUUAGAAUAAUGUUAUCAGGAAAUUCAGAAAGAAAACAUUUCUAGAAAUAUAAAAAAAAUAAAAAUAAAAAUUAGGCAUCAGCAAACCAAUAAUUAUCAUGAGCCUAACCAAUAAUUAAGGCAUUCAAUAUAAAGUAACUCAGAAGUCACUUCCAAAAUUGUAGCCUGGAACUUUAUGAUUGGAAUAGCACUGCAAUAAUUACAGGCAUCCACAUUCCAAAAGCAUGAUUAUACAUCAUCAUGACUGUAACCAUAUAAAAUGGCCAAUUGCAAUGCACAUCUCUUGCUUCACACAGUUCUCCAAUAUGAAGAAUCUUGAUGGGAAGAACACACAACAAAACAGUUCCAGAAAGUUACUCCUACUAGCACUCAUUCUAGUGCUUCUCACCAUAAUCCCUCUGUGUAUGCUGACAAGUUCACAUUUGCCACAAUCAUCUCCAAACAUCAACAGGAGUAGCUUGAAAAGAAUAAAAUCAGAGAAGCAAUGUGAUGUAUAUAGUGGAAAAUGGGUUCCCUAUCCAAAAGGGCCUUACUACACAAAUGCAACUUGCCAUCUGAUAAUUGAUCAGCAAAACUGCAUGAAGUCUGGAAGGCAAGACACAGAAUUUAUGAAAUGGAGAUGGAAACCAUAUGAAUGUGAGUUAUCUCUCUUUGAUGCUAACCAGUUCUUGGAGCUCGUCAGAGGGAAGUCGAUGGCCUUCGUUGGGGACUCUGUAGGAAGGAACCAAAUGCAGUCCUUGUUGUGCCUCUUAGGUAAAGUUGUCUAUCCUCAGGAUCUCUCUUAUAAAUACACAUCAGACACAAAUUCCAAGCACUAUUUUUAUGCUGAUUAUAAAUUCAACCUAGCAACACUCUGGUCACCAUUCUUGGUUAAAACCGCCGAUGCAGAUCCCAGUGGUCAUUCCUUUAACAGCCUGAUGAACCUUUAUUUAGACGAAGCCGAUGAGGCAUGGGUAAGUCAGAUUGAAAGAUUUGAUUAUGUGAUCAUCUCAGCAGGGCAAUGGUUCUUUCGCCCUCUGGUAUACUACAAAAAUAGAAAGGUUGUAGGGUGUCAUAUCUGUCAUAACAAGAACAUAACAGCUGUUUCGAAAUACUAUGGCUAUAAGAUGGCCUUUCGUACUGCCUUUCAAACCCUUAUUAGACUUCGGAACUACAAAGGAAUCACAAUUUUAAGGACAUUUUCACCAGCACACUUUGAGAAUGGGGCAUGGAAUGAAGGAGGGAAUUGCGCAAGGACAAGGCCCUUUACAAGCCAAGAAAUGAAGUUAGAUGGGUAUAUUUUAGAUUUCUACUUGACACAAGUUGAGGAACUAAGGAAAGCUGAGAAACAAGCGAGGAGGAAAGGUUUGAAAUUUACUUCACUUAAUACUACUGAAGCUAUGUUGCUUAGACCAGAUGGGCAUCCAAAUCAUUCCGGACGCUCACCGCAUGGGAAUUCGUCAGCAGCCGACUGUGUCCACUGGUGUUUACCAGGCCCCAUUGACACAUGGAAUGAGUUUCUGUUUUAUGUACUGAAGCAGGAAGGAUAGCAUUCUAUAGAAAGUUAGAAACCCAAGGGAAUGCGUAUAAACUGGGAAAUACGGAGUGAUUCAUGCUGCCAUUUCUUUUUAAAUAUUUAUUCUUUAUAAUGAAAUGACAUUAUAUAUAACUUCUAGCAAAUGAUUUAUUACGCACAAACAGCACAAUAAGGUUAAAUGAAUAUCAAUGACUUUUAUAAAACGUAGAUUCAAAUUGGAAUACUUGUAAACCAAAAGCAACUCCAACAAAGAACACUAUGCAUAUGAGAUAUACAAGUUCACAACAUAAAAGACAUCUGACUAUAAAAAUCAUGUCCAUCCCAUCUAUGCCUUCUAGAUUUUUUAUUUUUUUUUUGAAUAUUGAAUUGCCUGGAAUCAUCACAGCAUGAGGGCACAAGUCUGCAUUCUUUUUCUGUAGGUGCAAAAGGUGGUAAAAACUCUUUUUCCUCCAUUGCAAAGCUGCCUAGGAUGUUAAUCAGCAUACCGUCAAUAGAUGAAGUAGGCUCUUCCCAAAUUCGUAACUUCCAAUAAUUUAGAAAGCAAGCUUUUUGUCAAUAUUUGUUGGUCCCCAUAUUUGGCUUUCUUGGUUUGUAGUUACUAUUUAAGCAUUACUUUGCAUUCGAAUAGUUUGUUCUCAGUUUGGUUUGGUUUGGUUAUAUAUAUGCAUGUGUAUAUAUAAAGCUCAAGUAUUUUUCAGUAUCCUUGUAAUUCCUAGACUGAUGCACAGAGCUAGCGGUUUCACAUUAACUCCGUUAACUACCUAGCCAAAC